AUCGAAACGGCGCUUGGCGAGGUCGGCAGCGAGGUGCGACGACCACGCCCAUCGAGCCGGUUGCUACGAGGAGGACGACGACCAUGGACGAUGUCCAGUACUCAUUCGCCGCCAAGCCGCGGCCAGUGCAGACAACGCGGUCCAAGUACCGCGAGAAGAAGCCGAGCAACACGGUCUUCAACAUCAUGAACGACCCGCGCGUCGCACGUGGCAGCGUGUACGCCGCUGCCAACUCGAUCCAUCUCAAGCGUGACGCAGCGCCGCCGGCGCCAAUGGCCCCUACGCCGACCAUGCCUGUCAAGAAGAACUCGAUCUACGAGCCACCAACAUCCCUCAACACUUACAUUCCGGUCGACUUGACCGCCUUCUUGGUCGAGCAGACGCCAACGAUCGAGAGCUUGGACGUGCAGACGCAGACCGACGCCUUUCUCCGCAACGACAAGCACAAGAAGCCGUUUGCGCUCAAGAAGACAGGCAUCGACACCUCGACCGAGAUUCUCGAAGAAGACGGCCUCUUCAACUUUGACGCCGAGGUCCAGCCGCUCCUCAAUGUCCUCGUCAACAAGACGCUGCAGCAAGCGCGGGCCGAGGUCGAGCGCGAAACCGAGCUCCACCACAUCUCUCUCUACCUCAGCGACUUGCACGUCAAGAAGCGGGUCGAAGCCGACGGCGUCGCCAAGCUCGUCGAGGCGGCGGUCGCAGCGCAGGAAGCCAAAGAGCGAGAGACAGCAGAUCGCGCCCAGCGCCUCGCCGAAAUGGACAUUCUCCAGCAAAAGGUCGCGGCGCUCAAGGUCGGACACCGGCUUCUUGACGACGCGAUCGAGACGGCCGACGCGCAGCUGCGCAAGAACGGCGUCUUCUACGACCCGCUAAAGCGCCUCGUCGAAACAGGCUUCAUGAAAUGGAUGUACACGCAGGCCGACGCCGCCGUCGACGCGCACCUUGUCGCACACGCGCUCCUCCACGACCUUCUCGACCACAGUCUCCGCAAGCAGCGAAUACUCGCAACGCUCGCGCGGUUGCCGACAACUGGCGACGGUCGCCUCGUGCUGGACGCGCGCCACGUGGAUCUGUGGGUGGUGCCAGCGAUUGGACCGAUUGCAUAUUUGCCCAGCCACACCUUUGCCACGAUCGAAGCAAGUAUCGAGGCAUGGCUGCAAGGCAACGCGUCGACGGCCGAGGUGCCGCGACCCGACGGCGGGUACCUCCAAGCCCUCUUUCCGUAGCCGCCGUGUACAGACGCAGGAUGUCCCAUAGACUAAACAUACCUCGUAGUAUCAACCCAGAUCUUAUCGUAAAUUGGGUCG
This is a messenger RNA of Saprolegnia diclina VS20, 1307 nucleotides long. RefSeq lists its product as hypothetical. Gene Ontology annotation, cellular component: cilium. The coding region runs from base 84 to 1226 and encodes 380 amino acids. The record is from RefSeq and is a predicted model, not a curated record. NCBI's taxonomy places the organism in Eukaryota, Oomycota, Saprolegniomycetes, Saprolegniales, Saprolegniaceae. The transcript is spliced from 8 exons.